Betta splendens (Siamese fighting fish) is the source of this 4978-nucleotide messenger RNA. RefSeq names its product probable G-protein coupled receptor 21. Gene Ontology annotation, cellular component: membrane. NCBI's taxonomy places the organism in Eukaryota, Metazoa, Chordata, Actinopteri, Anabantiformes, Osphronemidae. Bases 647 to 1708 code for a protein of 353 amino acids. The transcript has a single exon. Gene Ontology annotation, biological process: G protein-coupled receptor signaling pathway. The record is from RefSeq and is a predicted model, not a curated record. Gene Ontology annotation, molecular function: G protein-coupled receptor activity.
AGGAGGGAGAAGCAGCAGUGGCAGCGCUGCAUCAUCGCUGUGCUGCCACUACAGCGCAGAGAGGAGGCAGAACACGGAGCCUCCGUCAUGUGCCUCGCCGCCUCGCCGGAGGAUCCUGAAAACAUCCAUCAUUUUUCCUCCUGCAGGACUCCUUCUGCUCAGGUUCUUCCAUGGACGGACGAGGCGGCUACUUUCUCACUCGGUGCUCUUUUUAUUCAGACUGCCCUCGUGUUGGUCUGCUGAGGCAGCUUGUACAUGUGUUCAUGCUGGAGCUGCUGGAAGUGUUGGCAUUGCUUUUCCCUCCCUUUCCCUUUGCCGGCACUCAUAGAGCGGAAGUGUAUGCCUGGCUUUUUUGGUGGCUGCAUCUGCACUUUGGAGCGGAGCGCUCACCUCAGGAGUCGUAGUCUGGGGGGGGUGCACUUCAGCAUCAAACUGGCUUCAUCUCUGUUUGGAUUUUUUUUUAGGUCGCUCUCAUGAACAUAUUUCACAGCCUGCAUUGUGCAUUAUUCACUGGAUCACUGCUGAUGUUGCGAUCCUCUCACUGAUUUAAGAAGAAAAGGAGCAGAUGACGGGACAAGCAGCUUGAGCUCUGGAUGUCAGAAUGAUGGCUGCGUUGAGCUGAAGCCACGACCUCCUCCCUCCAAACAUGAACUCGUCCUCCGAUGUGAACCAAAGUGGCUCUUCCCAGUUCUGCCUGCUGGGAGCUGUGGGGUAUUCACAGAGCCUGGACACCUGUGUGCUGGAGGUGAUCGUCAUCAUCUUCCUCACGGUGCUCAUCAUCACCGGAAACCUUGUGGUGGUCUUUGUCUUCCACUGUGCCCCGCUGCUGCACCACCACACCACGGGCCACUUCAUCCAGACCAUGGCCUACGCCGACCUGCUGGUGGGCGUCAGCUGCCUGGUGCCCUCGCUGUCUCUCCUCCACUACCUCCGGAGCCUGAAUGAGGAGCUCACCUGUAAGGCCUUUGGCUACAUGGUCUCCGUGCUGAAGAGCGUCUCCAUGGCGUCGCUGGCGUGCAUCAGUGUGGACCGCUACAUCGCCAUCACCCGCCCGCUGUCGUACGCCACGCUGGUGACGCCGUGCCGGCUGAGGGUCUGCAUUGUGCUCAUCUGGCUCUACUCUGCCUUGGUUUUCCUGCCGUCGUUCUUUGGCUGGGGAAAGCCCGGUUACCACGGGGACGUGUUUCAGUGGUGCGCCGACUCCUGGAAGACCAACCCAGGCUUCAGCACCUUCAUCGUGGCGCUGCUCUAUGCGCCGGCAGCGCUCACGGUGUGCUUCACCUACGGGAGCAUAUUUAAGAUCUGCCGGCAGCACACGCGGGAGAUCAGCCAGCGCCACGCCCGCUUCAGCGCGCAGGCGGAGGCAGAGCGAGGCGAGCGCUGCGAGGCCUGUCCGGACAAACGCUACGCCAUGGUGCUGUUCCGCAUCACCAGCGUCUUCUACGUGCUGUGGAUGCCCUACAUCCUCUACUUCCUCCUUGAGAGUGCCGGCCUGUACCACCACAAUGUGGCGUCCUUCCUCACCACCUGGUUGGCGAUUAGCAACAGCUUCUGCAACUGUCUCAUCUACAGCCUCUCCAACAGCGUCUUCCGGAAAGGGCUUGGACGCCUCUUCAGCCCGUGGUUUCCUUCCUGCCUCGUCUGCACCGACGCCAAAAAGGCUCCCGCUCCCGUCGGCGCUCGCCCAGACCCUCUGUGCCAAGUAUGAGCCCUGGAGCUGCUCUGCUCCCAUUGGAAGCACCUAUCCUCUGUGUGCUUUGCCCUGAGCUGCAUAGCUGGACACAGGGGUUUUCGGUCCUGCAGUGAAAUACGUUAGGACCUGAUGCAUGGAGCACAGCCAGCUGCCCGUCAGAGACCCGUCGGUCAAAGCGAGGGCGGCCCCAUGGAGCGCGGCUGAAAUGGUUCUGUGCGUAAUGCUGCACUUUCUUCUGCGAGGACCACAAGAUGACGCCGAUUGAAGAAGUGGACUGUAGGAAGAUGAAUGUGUGUGAGUUCAGAGGGUUUAAUAACAAACUCCCAGAUGCAAAAAUAAAAGGAGAAGCCAGCACGACUUGUGCUGCGUGAGCCCUUGAAAUGCAAAAAGUGUUUUCAAUCAUUUCCAAGACUGAAAAUUCUGCAAAUCAUCUUGGGACUUUCAGGGUAGAUUUGGGUGAUGCAAAAAAACAAGUUACACUUGAAACAAACGUAUGGCCUGUCUCCUUAGGGAGCUGCAGAUUCAAAUGUGUAAGAGAGUGUGUGCAGUCGAGUUGUGAAUGUUAAUGAAUUAAAUGUGCUUGUGUCCCACAGAGAAGACGUUUUGUUUAUUGAGGAGCUCGUGUGUUUUAUCAAAAGGAUUUGUGUGUUAGUCAAAAGCUGUAGAAUGUUUACACAUUCUCUGGUUUCACAUCAGAACGUUGGUUUAAGAAUUAGCUUCACUUUCUGAAAAGACCACUGACUCGAGGCGUUGUCAGAACAGACGGGGCGAAUCCUUAUGGAGACUCAAUAAACGGUCGUUAUUUGGAGACUUUCAUUCUCUGGUUACGUUUCCUCCUCAGGUUUAUGAGCUGGUCAUUUUAAUGGCCUUUGCCUUUGUUCUUCAGACUCUUAAAUUGCAAACCUCAUAAAGUAACAAGAUCAUCACCAGAUGAGCUGUUGUACAGAUGCUGUCAGUGUUGAUAAUGAAUGUCCAGUGUGCCUCAGUGCAAACUUCUUUGUGAUGCGUGACGCUCGUCUCUCCGUUUGCCCUCCACCAGCUGACUGCUGCAAAGACCAGCGCAAAGUGGAAAAGCCGAGCGAUCGUCACGCUUCAGUGUGAUAGGAGCACUUUACUGGAAGGGUUUGUGGCUUUUUGGUUUCAUGUAAACACCCGACAGAGUUAAAUAUUUGAAGAGCAGAUAACUGGGCCCUUUGGGAGCUUGGCUGGCAGCUCCGGAUCUGAAGCAGACGUCCAGAUGGUUCUGUGGACAGGUAUGAGAGGCAAUGUCACAGCCAGGAGAAAUGGCAUGUUGCACUUGACUGAACUUUUUUUAAUGGUGCUGAAAAGAAAUAAGUGUUUUUAUAACCGGGUUGGCAAUGUUCUAACUGAGGAUGUAGAACUUGGUUUAAAUGUUCUAAUGAAACGACAUUUCUGAGAGCGUCUUGCUCCUGAAUUUUAUAAACUUUUUUGUAAACUGAGAGAUGGUGAUGUUGAGAAACUUGGGAAUGGGACGAGAUGAUGGGUCAGGAAAUGACAAAAAAAACUAUCUGGUUCCGGUAGGAAAUCUUCUCUGGAUCAGAGAUGGUUUUCCCACAAGCAUUUAAUAAUUUACGUAAUAUGUGAAGGAAAAUAUUCAAUAAACACAGUAUUUGAAGGUUUUGGGUCUUUCAUUGGCCAAAGUGAUUGACUUUUUGUCAUACGUGUCAUACGUUGUUUUGUGAUACUUAUUACUUAUGUCAUAACAGUCAUCAGCCUCCAGUGAGCAGUGGCUGUGCUCACACAUUAUUCUACCAUGCGUUUGUUGUAGUAACGUAGCGGAUUUAUUGGUUGAUCACAUUAGUAAAGGUGAACCUGCUGCCUCAUGAACUGCACAGCCAGCUGCAGUGGAGCCAGAGAGCGCUGUGGUUAGCUGGUCCUUCGCUGGCAGACACCCUACUGUUGUCAUUAGACUGACCUGGGCUUGAUGCAGCACACAGUCUCCUCUGGGUAGGACAAAGGGAGGAGAGCGCUCUGGAUUGGGCUUCAGUCAACCUACUGGACCUGAUUAGCCUAGCGACGCGGCAGCCGAUUUCUGACUAGUGGAGUUUAAUGGUGUUUGGUGCUGUGUAAUCGCUCUGCCUCUGGUGAAGGUGGUAGAGCUCAGCUCAUCCACAUCUUCGGUUCCCAACGAGUCCAACACUCUGCUUUUUCGGAACACUCGCACACAGUCAUAGUUUAUUGUCGUAUUUAUGUUCACUCUGUGUUUAAUAUGGUUUAGACCCAGUUUGCGUCAUCUAAGUGUUUAUGUCUGCAGUGCUCAGUAAGUUCAGUGUAAGUUACAUUGAGGUAAAUGAAUCAAGUAUUUGAUUGGACUUGUUUCUAGAGCUGCAGACUUCAGGGUUUAGGGGUAGGAGUCGUCUAGAGACACCAGCUGCUGUCAGGUGACCCUGCUGCCCUCUUUGUGUUCCAUCCAUGUAGAGUCCUAUGUUUAUACACCAUGGUCUCUAUGAUGUUGUUUCCUGUCCAGCACUGACCUGUUUGAUCCCUGCUUCAUUUGUCAUUGGCAGUGCUUCACACCUCUGCAUGAUGCCUCUGUCUCAUGAUGCCACUGGUCUCUGUAUCCUGGCCUUGUGUAACAGUGACUUUUUCUGUAAAGUGCAUGUCAUGCUGUGACAGUUCAAAAUUGGAAACACUAAUGAUCUGCCUGUGGGCUUCCACCACCACUGUUGUGUCAGCACACGCCAUAUUGAACUUCCUGUAUAUAAGCAGCUUGUUAAAUGGAGGCUUAUUUGCAGGUUUGUAUUUUUUCCUUGUUGGUACAAUUCAGCUCUCAAACCACAACAGGUUAAUGAGAGGAAUGAAAUCAGAAUCACUGACUCUCAGCUCAGGUCUGUCAUUCAGCAUGUGAUCAGAACAGAUGCUUUGUGUAGCCCUCUGAUUAAAAUGAGAUGUUCAACAUCGUUUCUGUUCAUCGUUUCUGUAAAGACUGGAGCUUUCUGGACCCAGUUCCUUUUACCUCAUUGCAGUUUUUCUGCACCAGCAUCAAAAAAGAAUCAUUCAGUUAGACUUCCGUCAAUUUACCUUUUCAAACAAAUCAUUGCUGGAAGCCAUCUUGUUUAACAAAUGUCAUAAAUGAAUCUGUUCAUAUUGUAGAUGGAGUCCUCUGUUUAGGACUUUUGGGAUGUGUUUUUCUGUAUUACAACAAAUACUCCUUGCAACUUUCUGAUUAAUUUGUUGAGUCUUUGGAUGCUUUGUUCCUUAUACGAUGACAGCAAACACACAAGAUGUGCCGAUGUGCUUUAAAUAAAAAUGUGUGGCUGAGCA